AUGGAAACGCCUACUAAACGACCUCUUCUCAAAACCAUCUCCAGCAACUCCUUCCGCCUCCGUUCCCCCAGUCUCAAUUCCGUACGCCUCCGCCGUAUCUUCGAUCUAUACGACACCAAUCACGACUCCUUCAUCACCAUCGACGAGAUCAGUCGCGCCUUGACGCUCCUCGGCCUCGACGCCGACAAGUCCGAUUUAGAUUCCAUGAUCAAAUCAUACAUCCAUCCGGGCAACGCCGGCCUCACAUACAACGACUUCGUGAGCUUGCACAGCUCCAUAAACGACUUGUUGUUCGGCCUUGAGGAUGUACAAAAACCGGUGGCCACCAAGGAGGAGCAAGAGGAGUCGGAUCUAAAGGAGGCUUUUAAGGUAUUUGACGAAAAUGGAGAUGGAUUUAUAUCGGCGAAGGAAUUACAGAUGGUGCUUGGGAAGCUAGGGUUUACGGAGGCUACUGAGAUGGAGAGAGUGAAGAUGAUGAUCUCGUCGGUUGACCUCAACCACGAUGGCAAAGUUGACUUUUCCGAGUUCAGGGACAUGAUGAGGGUCCUUGAUCAAUAG
Messenger RNA from Lactuca saligna, 558 nucleotides. NCBI's taxonomy places the organism in Eukaryota, Viridiplantae, Streptophyta, Magnoliopsida, Asterales, Asteraceae. The record is from the annotation of a GenBank genome assembly.